Lathyrus oleraceus (garden pea) is the source of this 712-nucleotide messenger RNA. RefSeq lists its product as uncharacterized. The transcript has 3 exons. NCBI's taxonomy places the organism in Eukaryota, Viridiplantae, Streptophyta, Magnoliopsida, Fabales, Fabaceae. The record is from RefSeq and is a predicted model, not a curated record. The coding region runs from base 19 to 459 and encodes 146 amino acids.
UUAAAAGAAAAAAAGAAAAUGAUUCCUCGCCAUCGUCCUCAACCUCGUGAACCCCCUCAAGCUCAGAGAAAAUCUCUCCCUCUCAACGUAGCCGCUUGCGUCUCUCUCAAUUUCACUCACACCCAAAACCCCUUAAUCGCAUCUCAGCAAAGUCUCUAUCAACAAACACACGAAAAUGAUAAAAGGAAAAAAGGAAGAAUUCUCACAAAGUGUCACGGCGGCGAUGAAAGGCGUGAAGAAGUUGGCCUCCCAAUCCAGGGUUUGGAUGAGCUCAAAAGAGUAUGGAAUUGGAAGUGCUUUCUUUUUGUGCUGCUCUGUUGUCUAUCCCAUUUUGGUGUUUGCUCUGAAAAAAGUGAAUUAAAGGAGCAUUGGUUUGAUUUUUCUAUCCAACUGUGGAUAUCUGCACUGAAUUGCAUUGGGAUUUGCUUUGAUUCCUUAUCUGAACUGUUUGCCUUUUGAUCAUGGACUGAAUGCUUGCCUUGAAUAAUUGCUGCAUUACUUGGACUCUGCAGGACAUCUAGUACUUCAAUAGACGUGCUCAAAAAUCUUCCCAAAGCUCCUGCUACCCUGCUUCCAAGGUGAUUUUCAGCAAUGCAAAGAGAUCUCCAUGGUGCAUCAAGAAGAUAAUUAACUCCAUCAUGAGACAGGUCACAAGCUUUUGGUUUCAAAGAAGUCACACGGCGGCAUGUUCCAGAUGUUCCAGCAAAAUAUG